AUGGACACAGAAUGGACAGAGGGCUCAAGAAGCCGCCUCCAUUCAAACAGAUUCAAACUCUUUCCCCAGGUCGAAGAGGAGUACCUGGACUCCGUACUGGAUAUCUCCGCCGUUGACGAGCAGGGCAGAUUCGUUUCAAUUCCAGCCGCCAUUGUGGAGGGCUUGCUGGGCAAAGAGGGCUCCUGUCGCGUGGCAGAUGUCGGUGUCACAACUGAGAAUGCGCUCGUUUCAGUGUUCACUGAGAGCUUUGUGCGCGAUGGCGCCGCGCUUCGCUACUUCGAUGCUGAGUUCUCGAGAUAUGCAAACCUCCUCUCGGCCCACCUGGCCGUCGCAAAGAUGCCGGUGACGUCAAGAUCAAGCUCGUUGCUUCAUGAGGCCGCCAAGCCGAAAUCAGAAGGUCCGACGCUGACGGAGGAGGUUUGCAGCAAGUGGCUGAAGGUCAUUAGCAGCCACAGGCUGAUCUGCAUCUGGUGCCUGGGUCCUGAGAGCGGGACGCUGGAACUGAAGCCUUGGGAUGCCGAUGCCGAAUCCAUGCAGGUCACCCUAAGACCUGGCCGCCUCGUGAUUGCUCGUGCGGAUGCGCUUCACCACCGCUUUUCGUCCGUGGGCUGCGCUUACUGCUUGACAUGUUUCCUCAACAAUAUCGUCGCUGCCGAGCAGGAGCCCGUCAGCCCUUGCGGGCUCGCCCUGCAAGAAUGGGCUAAAGAGAGGAUGAGCCGCUACAAACAGAGCACGGUGCAGGAGCAAAGAUACAUGGAGAUGCCCCGAGAAUGGGAAGAGAAAGCGAACCGAAAUCUUGUUAACACGCAACGGAUCGCUCUUCGAACGGCCUGUGUGAAGCAGCCGGGAACGGAAGACGCCUUGGGAUUUGCCCUGGCCAUGAAUGCUGGCCCAGACUUCGCACUGAGUGUCCCAAUGAUGAGAUGGGAGCACGAGACGGUGUACGAGGACGACGUUCAGGCAUGGCAGAAUGGUAAAACGUGCUGCAUGCACGGCACAUUCAUUGAUGGUGUCGAGCUCUUCGACUGUACUGCCUUCCGAAUCUCCAGAGCUGAAGCCUCCGGCAUGGAUCCAGGUCAUCGACUCACCUUGGAAACAGGCUACGAGGCACUUGUGAAGGAUGGGUACAGAGCAAACACGCUGAUGAACAGUCGGGGCGGCGUGUACGUGGCGAAUCCCCCGCCCAUGGAGUGGAACAUGACGCCCAAGGACAUCGCUGCCGGCGGCGUCUGUGGUGGCGGCGGAAGUAUCGCAUGCGGCCGCUUCUCCUUUGUGCACGGCCUUAAGGGUCCGUGCAUCAGCGUUGAUGUCGAGGGAGCCUCUUCGUUGGUUACGGUGAAUUACGCCUGUGCCAACCUCUCCAACACUGGGGGCUGGGAGCCCAUCCCCUUCGCGCUCUGCAACUCCUGGAAUCUCCAGCUGAACCCCGCGCCGUACAUCCAUCUUUCCUCAUGUGGACUGCUGUCGCCGAAGGGGCGCACGUUCACUUUCGACGCCUCUGCUUCUGGAUACAUCCGCGGAGACUGCGUCACCUCCCUCGUGCUAAAGGCCGGCAACGUCGAGGGAGAGGAGGUGAACGAGCUCGGAUACCUGGCCGGAAGUGCCACGAAUCAAAGCGGAAGGAGAAGUCACCUGGCUGCCCCGGAUUGUCUGGCACUGCAAGAAGUGGUGCAUGAGGCCCUCCGGCAAACACAGAUAACUCCGCUGGAUGUCGAUGCAGUGGAGAGCUGCGCGGAUGGAAAGAUUCUGGACGACUCGCUCGAGGCAACCGCCUUUGCUCGGGCAUUCCGACCACAGGGUACACUCAACGUCGAUGAUGCGGCUCCGCUGGACAUCAUCUCGGCCAAGUCUAGCGCCGGUAACCAGCUGGAAGCCAUGGGCAUGUCCCAGAUCAUCAAGGUGAUCCUGGGAUCCCGUGCAGCAGCCCUCCACCCGACCCCUCAUCUCAGGAUCAUGAAUCCCCACAUCGACUUGGAGAUGUGCGAGCGGAAUGCCAUAAUCUCGAGCGAGUCCUUGGAUUUCCGUUUGCCGUCGACUUUCACAGGAAUCCUGAACCGCAGCAUGGCUGGCACGAACUGCCACGCCAUUGUGUUUGCCAAGGUGCCUUCAGAGGUCUACCGACCUCGGAAGGCUAUCCUCGCACCAUACAAGGAGGCUGUUCAACCCAUCCUCUUCUGGCCGAAGGGAGGCGGCGGCCUCCCCGAUGAAAUGCAGCCACGGAUGGGGUACAACAUCAUGGGUACCUUCAACAGGUGGCGGCCGCAGCCCAUGGAGGUGGAAGCACCAGGUGUGUAUGGGGCCACCAUCAUCCUCAGUGAGAACAGGUGGGAGCGCUUCCAAAUUGCCCUGGAUGGUGACAGCACGCGAGUGCUCCACCCGAUGCUGCCUGAGGGUGACAAGUGCUGCCCAGUCGCUGGCCCCGAGGCUGCGCUUCAGAUCCUCAGCUGGCACAUCGAUGGCCGCCCAAAGGACGCAGUGCAGGCUGAGGACAUGCCAGACACGAGCCAGCAGAAGCAGCUCACCAGUGGCGCUUGGACGGUUAUUGUGCCUGAUGAGAUGCCCACCUUCGAAGACACGGUUGCCAUGGCAGGGGAUAGGUUCCGCGUCCGCCUGCAUGUGCAAGGACGCUGGAGGAUGGUAGACUGGGAGAAGUUGCCGAAGGCCGAGGAUGAAGACACACCUGCUGACCGAGCUUUCCGUGCAAGCUUGGAAGGACUCAUCGGCACAUAUCAGGUGGCCGGCAGCUGGAACAUGUUUGAUUGCCAGGCGAUGAAGCCAGACCCCGCUCAGAGGCACCUGCACCGAGUGGAGGUCACGAUCCCUGUAAAUGGCGAUCAUCAGUUCCACAUCCUCCGGAACGAAGACCGGAGCCAGGUCAUAGGGCCAGAGUCCCUCAUCUCUCGAGUUGGUGGUCGAGCCCUGCUGCGUGCAUGGGACCAGCGCAGCAAACUCCACUCCUGGGCAUUCCGUGCUUCUGCUGGUGAUGUUUUCAGGAUAGAGUUUGAACGGCAGGCCGAAGCUGGAGAGGACAAGAUGAAGGUGAACUGGGAGUGCACCAGCACUAAUGCCACCGUGCCAGAGGAUUUGGCACUGCUCCACGUGCGGCGGAAGUACAUGGUGCGACUUUGCUUCGACAGCUGGAGUGACCAUUCCUACAAGAUGGCAUGGCAAGGAACGUACUUCCACUUGUUCGUAGAGCUCAAUGACCUAGCGAAGGUCAGCUUUGUAAUCUACGAGGACGGCCAAACAUCCAGAUGCCUCUUCCCUUCCGUGAAGGAUGCCAAUCCAUACGAGGGCCACGAGCUCCAGGGCCCAGGGCCAGCGACCGACGGUCUCUUCUGGACGAUCGGUGCCCAUGACAAGGAUAAGGCCAGUGUCGGAAAUCGCUACGAGCUGCGCCUUCACCUGGAGGGCAAUGUGCCGAUGUCCGUCGACUGGGCCCUGCUGAAGUCGACAAAAGGUCUCGAGGAUGCGGCCGCUAAGGGCAACUUUGUCGCGUGGCUGCCCGCAAGCGCUUAG
Molecule: messenger RNA, 3519 nt
Organism: Symbiodinium natans
Lineage: Eukaryota; Dinophyceae; Suessiales; Symbiodiniaceae
Source: the annotation of a GenBank genome assembly